AUGGCAUCCCGGAAUCCUUCCUCAAGACUGUCUGCAAUAUCGUCACAUAUUCAGCAUAAUCCCGCCGCUAUGUCGUCCUCCACUCAAGAUGCCAACCAAUUGCCCUGGAAUCCUAACAACAGCAAGUUCCCUUCACGGAAGGAUCUCCCUCAUAUCCCCGGUGCACCAGAGGGUGCUGCUUGGGUUUGGGGGAAAGAUGAUCAGAUUGGCAGAUUGAACCUCUUGACACCACAGCGCGUCAAAGCAUCUGCCGCCGAGAUUGAGACCGGCGAGAUGAUUCGAUUGGAUCUUCCUCUCAAUGUGCCUACGAAGCCAGCUUUCAACCGCGAGGUGUUUCAGCAUAAUAUCAAAACUCUUGUUGAGAACGUCGCCUAUGAUGAUACUUACACCCUGAACACUCAGAGCGGAACCCAAUGGGAUGGUUUCAGACAUUUCGGUCAUAUCGAGAGCGGAUGCUUCUACAACGGCGCCAAAGGCACCGACUUCGUCGGCGAAACCGCCAACCACCGCUGCAGCAUCCACCACUGGGCAACACACGGCAUUGCGGGCCGAGGAAUCCUGCUAGACUACUUCCACUACGCCAAAACAAACAAGAAAUCCUACGACCCCUACACAACACACAGCAUAACCCUAUCCGAGCUCCAAGCCUGCGGAGCCUCCCAGGGUCUCGACCUGCGCCCAGAGUCCGAAGGUGGUGACAUUCGCGUUGGCGACAUGCUCCUCAUCCGCUCUGGCUUCGUCGAGCGCUAUCACGAGCUGAGCCCCGAGCAGCGGUAUGCAGCCGCAACACGCUCCCACGGGGACAUAUGCUUUGCUGGCGUGGCGCGUGAGGAGGCUCUCAAGGACUGGUUGCAUGAUUGCUAUUUUGCCGCUGUUGCUGGUGACUCGCCGACGUUUGAGGCUUGGCCGGUUACUCAGAAUGAUUAUCUGCAUCAGAGCUUGCUGGCGUUGUGGGGCUGCCCGCUUGGUGAGAUGUGGGAUUUGGAUACGCUUGCGGAGAAGUGUCGCGCUAGGGGGAAGUGGACUUUCUUCAUGACUAGUUCUCCGGCGAAUAUGCCUGGUGGAGUUGGCUCGCAUGCGAAUGCUACUGCCAUUCUUUGA
This is a messenger RNA of Penicillium bovifimosum, 1101 nucleotides long. RefSeq lists its product as uncharacterized. Bases 1 to 1101 code for a protein of 366 amino acids. Gene Ontology annotation, molecular function: arylformamidase activity. The record is from RefSeq and is a predicted model, not a curated record. The transcript has 6 exons. Lineage: Eukaryota; Fungi; Ascomycota; Eurotiomycetes; Eurotiales; Aspergillaceae.